CAACACUAGCCGGACACGUCAACGAGUGCAAAUGUAUGGGCAUGGAGUUGAAACGUAACUACGACAAGCCAGAGUUUCACGACGAUCUGCGACGAAUGUAUAUGCGCGCGGGCGUCAACUACGAGGACACAGUGUUCCUGUUCACUGAUACACAGAUUACUAAAGAGGAGUUUUUGGAGGAUAUCAAUAAUAUGCUAAAUUCAGGCGAGGUGCCGAAUCUUUUCGAAGGCGACACGUAUGAGCAAGUACAGACCGGUUGUCGCACUGAAGCGGGUAAAUGUGGUCUCAAUCCCGCAGACCGGGAUGCUGUCUACUACUUCUUUAUUAACCGUGUCAGGUCCAAACUUCAUCUCUGCAUAUGUAUGAGUCCCGUUGGAGAAGCUUUCAGACGUCGAUGCCGCAUGUUCCCGUCAUUGGUGAACUGUUGUACUAUAGACUGGUUCACAAAAUGGCCGCCUGAAGCGCUGCUGUCGGUAGCUCAACAGUGUCUAAUGCCAAUGGGUAAUAGCGAAAUUAUUGGAAAAAUAUCGCAGCUCUGCGUCACUAUGCAUGAGGACGUCGAUAAAAUGACAGAUCGACUAUACCAAGAGAUGCGGCGAUACUUCUACACGACUCCGAGUAGCUACCUCGAUUUACUAAAACUGUACCUAAACCUUCUCGAUAAAAAACAACAGGAAAUUAUUCGUGGUAGAGAUAGGAUUUCAUGUGGAUUACAGAAAUUAUACGAAACAUAUGAAGUGGUAGGAGUGAUGGAGCAACAGGUGCGAGAUAUGGAACCAAUAUUAGCCCGCAAAGCGGAUGAAGGUAUUGCACUUGUUAAUCGGCUCAAAAUUGAACAAGCUGCCGCCGACGAAGUGAAGCAGGCGAUAAAAGCAGAGGAAGUGAAGGAGAUUGCGGAUGAGGCCAAAGCCGACCUUGCGAUGGCAAUGCCAGCGAUGGAGGCCGCACAGAAUGCCCUCAAGGCCCUUAACAAGGCCGACAUCAAUGAAUUAAAGGCCUUCCAGAAACCACCAGCUCUGGUGCGGUUUGUUAUGGAACCAGUUUGCAUACUACUCGGAGCGAAACCAGACUGGGAUUCUACAAAGAAACUAUUAGCCGAUGUGAAUUUUAUACGCAAUUUAGAGGAGUAUGACAAAGAUCAUAUUCCUGAUGCAACACUCAAAAAAAUUAAGGUAUAUCUUACUCACAAGGACUUCAACCCGGAUACUGUUGUCAAAGUAUCAAAGGUAAGAAAGCAUAAAGAAGCAGCGGCUAUAUUAAAAAGUGUAAUGGCUGUGCUAAGGGCGAAGCAAAAAGAAGUAGAAGCAAUAGAGGCUCAGCUUGCUAAAAUGUUGGAUGAAUUAAGGGUGGUGGAAGAAGAGCGUAUAAAGUUACAAGCUGAUGUAGAUUUGGCAGCGGCACGGUUGUCUCGAGCUGGCAAACUGACUCAAGCUCUAGCUGACGAAAAAACUCGUUGGGAAGAAAGCGUUAAGCUUGAUAACAAUAAUGGCGGAUUCGUAUACUGUUCGUAUGUGGAAUUCGCAAGGUUUACCACGAGAUGCCGUGUCCACAGAGAAUGGUAUUCUCGUGACGCGCGCCGGUCGGUGGCCACUUACCAUCGAUCCUCAAGAACAGGUCAGUGCAUAUCGCUCACUGAAUAGUACAAUGGCACAACUCAAAAACCAUUAUUUCGAGAAAACGCCACAACAUUGUGGUGGCAUCCCAUAUAUAAUUUAAAGAAAAAAUAAAAAACUUAACAGUAAUAAUAUAAUACAAACGAUUUAACUGUUAUGUUAUAAAAAAUAGAUUUUCAUAAUUAUAAAUAUAUUAAAUUUUCAUAACUUCGGAGAACCUUUCUCGAAAUAUGGUUUUUGAGUUGUGCCACUGUACCAUUCAAUGAGCGAUAUAUUCAGGUUAAAAACUUAUUAUUAAUCACUGAAUCCAAUUUGCUAAAUUAAAAUGGUUGUGAUCCUCUCCAUAACGCAAAUAGGUGGAUUAAGAACAUGGAACGUGACAACGGACUAAUGAUAACAAAACUAAACGACCCUAGCUACAUUCGUAUUUUGGAGAACUGCAUCCGGCUGGGAUGGCCCAUGUUGAUCGAGGACCUGGGCGAGACGCUAGAAGCAACCCUUGCUCCUGUUUUACUGAAGCAAACAUUCUUACAGGCUGGUCGUCUUCUCAUUCAUCUCGGCGACAGCGAUAUCGAAUACGACACAAAUUUCCGCCUGUACCUAACUACUAAGCUGGCCAAUCCCCACUAUUUGCCUGAAAUCUGCAUCCAAGUCACAUUGGUCAACUUUACCGUCACUCUAUCCGGUCUGGAGGAUCAACUGCUAGCGUUAGUUUUUAUUGUAUAAUCAUUAUAUAACAUGUCGUAUUAUAAUAGUUAAAUUUUUUAUCAAUUGUAAUAUUUUACAACUCUGUUUCGGAGUAGUAUCUUUAACUUCACGUUUUUGUUAUGCAACUAGCAAACAAAUUUUGUUUAAAUUUUUUAUCAAUUUAAAUAUCAGGCAUUAGGAAAACUUUCCAUUUCAUUCAUUCAUUUAUUACUUAUAAAGUAAUAAAUAAUUAUAAAGUAAUUGGUGCCAAAUGGCAGGACCGUACCCAUUUAAAGCCCUGGGCAUGCCUUCGAUUGGGAGGACCACCCGGCAACCCGGAGGUUUCUUAUAGAGGUCAUUUAUGCAUUUAUGCGUGAUGCCACCUAG
Molecule: messenger RNA, 2687 nt
Organism: Diatraea saccharalis (sugarcane borer)
Lineage: Eukaryota; Metazoa; Arthropoda; Insecta; Lepidoptera; Crambidae
Source: the annotation of a GenBank genome assembly